Messenger RNA from Exaiptasia diaphana, 2454 nucleotides. RefSeq names its product unconventional myosin-Ib. Gene Ontology annotation, cellular component: cytoplasm; vesicle; myosin complex. The annotation marks the transcript as partial. Gene Ontology annotation, molecular function: ATP binding; microfilament motor activity; actin filament binding. The record is from RefSeq and is a predicted model, not a curated record. The transcript has 24 exons. NCBI's taxonomy places the organism in Eukaryota, Metazoa, Cnidaria, Anthozoa, Actiniaria, Aiptasiidae. Gene Ontology annotation, biological process: actin filament organization; vesicle transport along actin filament.
CCCGCGAACAGUGAAGUCGUCCACRCUACAAGGYUCAGACAGGCUACAUGAAUUUACCCACAAUGAAGGCUUAUCACAAAAGUUUUCCCAACCCGGCUGUUGCUCUUUUCUAACUGCUUUCGUGGACCAUGGUUKUGAGUUAAAAGUUUGCAUAAUUUUGGCAGAGUUUUGGAGAAAGGGCCUGUUGUUUUGGCAGCUUGGGGAAAGCCAUGAGUUCCACCCAAGAAGUGCCUAUGGGGGGUGGUAGGAGUAUUCUUGAUGACAUGGUGGGUGUCGGCGAUAUGGUACUGUUAGAUCCUCUUACAGAAGAUGCUGUUAUGGAGAACUUGUGGGAAAGAUAUAAUUCUAAGGAUAUCUAUACGUACAUAGGAAAUGUGGUGGUCUCUAUUAAUCCAUAUAGAAAGUUCCCUCUGUACACACGUGAAGUCAUUGCAGAAUAUAGAUCAAGAAACAUCUAUGAACUUCCUCCACACAUAUAUGCCAUAGCUGAUGAUUCCUAUCGAUCUAUGAGAGAUAAUGAUCAAGACCAGUGUAUCCUGAUUACAGGAGAAAGUGGAUCUGGAAAAACAGAAGCAUCCAAGAUCAUCAUGCAAUAUGUAGCAGCUGUCUGUGGUAAAGGAAUAGAAGUAGAUAAAGUCAAGGAGCAAUUAUUGCAAUCAAAUCCUGUAUUAGAGGCUUUUGGAAAUGCCAAAACACUACGMAAUGACAAUUCAUCGCGUUUUGGGAAAUACAUGGACAUAGAAUUUGAUUUCAAAGGUGACCCGGCAGGUGGCGUUAUAACAAAAUACUUACUUGAAAAGUCUCGUGUAGUUUACCAGUCCAAAGGAGAAAGAAAUUUUCACAUAUUUUAUCACUUGCUUUCUGGUGGAUCAGAUGAACUACUGAAAACAUUGCACUUAGAUCGUAACUUUGAUAAUUACCGCUACCUCAAYCARAGUGGAUGUACGACUCUGGACUCGAAAAAUGACAAAGAGGACUUCAUGGUUGUUGAAAAAGCAAUGAAGGUUGUUGGAUUUAGAGAGGAUGAGAUACAAGCAGUCUAUCAACUAUUAUCUGCCAUACUCAACUUGGGUAAUGCUGAAGUGAGUGAGUUUACAACAUCUGAUGGCACAGAGGCAGUGACUGUAACCAAUGAGCAUGUUCUGGAGUACGUAAGUGAGCUACUUAGAUGUCAAGUUGAUGAACUGAACAAUGCCAUGAAGGAGAGAACAGUUGAAACUAAAACUGAACGUGUACGAACACCAUUAAAUGAAGCCCAGGCUUGCUAUGCCAGGGAUGCUCUGUGUAAAGCUAUUUACCAACGUCUUUUCCACUGGAUUGUUCAAAGAAUUAAUGACAGUAUUAAGGUAAAACGUGGUGGGAAAAGGAAAGUGAUUGGAGUUUUAGAUAUCUAUGGAUUUGAAAUCUUCCAGGAUAAUAGUUUUGAACAGUUUAUUAUAAACUACUGUAAUGAAAAACUGCAACAGAUUUUCAUUGAGCUCACUCUCAAAUCUGAACAAGAGGAAUAUGUCAGAGAGGGAAUAGAAUGGACUCACAUUGAGUAUUUCAACAAUGCUGUCAUCUGUGAACUCAUUGAGAAGAGUCACUCUGGAAUCUUGUCAAGUUUGGAUGAAGAUUGUUUGCGUCCUGGAGAUGUUACAGACAUCACCUUCUUGCAUAAACUGGACAGGCAGUGGAUAGGCCAUGGACACUAUGAAAGCCGUUCUGAUAAGAGAUUCCUAUCAGACAACACACUUGGACAUGACUGUUUUAGGUUAAAGCACUAUGCAGGAAAGGUUACAUACUGUGUGACUGGUUUCCUGGACAAGAACAAGGACUUACUAUACAGAGGUCUUUCACAGUGUAUGUAUAACUGUGAGCACCCACUUACCAAGAAACUGUUUCCUGAAGGUUCUCCUGCUAAAGCAUCAAAGAAAAUGCCAACAACUACAGGAUCUCAGUUCAAAUAUUCAGUUGGAGAAUUGAUGAACAACUUGAAAUCUAAAAACCCCAACUACAUUCGCUGUAUCAAGCCCAAUGAAAGGAAAGCUGCAGGAGUAUUUGAUGAAAGACUUAUAAAACAUCAAGUCAGAUAUUUAGGUUUGAUGGAGAAUAUUCGUGUGAGAAGAGCUGGCUAUUCUUUUAGACAAGACUAUGCUGUUGCUUUGCAAAGGUACAAGAUGUUGUGUCCUAAAACAUGGCCAAACUGGAAAAAGCACCCUCGCGAUGGAAUAUGUGAACUCUUGAAGGUAAUUUAUGGACUAAAUAUCAGCCUAAUUAAAUUGGAAAAAAAAAUUAUUUCUACCAUAGGGGAGUACUCCCCCCCCCCCUCCUGGGAUUUUUCGAUAAUGAAAUCUUUUUACCAUGAAGUGAAUAUAGAUAUAUUGAUUAUUGUUAUAACUAUGAAACAGAAAAUGGAAGUCUCUGUUAAAAGCAAACGCAUGCUGUACGGCAGCAAGCCAAGCAAAUCAAUCA